AUGGCAGAACCCAGCGCAGCAACACAGGGUGGCGGUGGGUUGUUGGGGAAAUGGAUGGAGGAAUUAUUGAAGAAUGGGGGUACGCCUCUGACGAAUCCUAAGGACAUUACGGACAAAUUAAAGAGCGAUUUAGUGAAAACAUGGAAUGAUUUGAAGAAGUGGGUGACUAGGGGGAAGGACGAGUCGAAUGAAAUAAAGAACUUCUGUGAGAACAUAAAGGAGACGUGGCCACGAAGUAACAAGCUGCUGGGUGGGGCUGUGAAGGAGAUGUGUAAGGCUGCUGCUGAAAUAAGGUAUUUCAUGAGUGGUGUAGAGACGAAGGGGGGUAAGUUCAGGAACGAGAAGGAUGAGACACCCAAGUAUGAAACAGUGGAAGGUCCUGAAGCCUACAGACGUUGUGUCGUCGGCGCGCUUGUUCUGAACGAACUGUAUGGUGACCACUGCUAUUUGGGGGACGCCAUCAAGCACAUGUCGCAGAGCGUGGAAAAGAAGUUACAGGAGGAACACAAUGACGCUAUCGCAAACUUGGAAGCAUGUAAGGGAAUUACCGCGAAGGACUUAAUCGUCGCGAAAGCAGUUCUCGGGGAUACAAUCAAGGAGUGGGAACAGACAACGAAGGAAUCGGGGCGCGCGUCAAAGUGGAGGAACGUGGGUUUUAGGCUCGGGAAGCCAUGGAUGAGUUUGCCGAGCGCAUGUGGGGGAGGAAAGCAGGGAAAUGGGAAGGAAACAGAGGAAAAGAAUAAGGACACUAUCGGAAAUUUCCUUAAAGUAGGCAGCGACACUAAUAGGGACCAAAUAAUGAACGAAUUAAUAAGUGAUAAGGAGUCGUUAACAAUCGGAGACUUGAAGAGAGCAAUAAUGUCGUCUAUGCAGAAUGAUGGCACUCCUAACGUAGACACCUUAAUGAAAAACGUAGGGAACAGAAUCCAGAAAAAUGAAGCUCAGGAGUGCAUGAAAGACAGCAGCAAGGAAUUUUGCGUGCGCCUAAAAUGUGCAAAAGAACACUGGGAAUUGAAUGAAGGCCAGGGCGGCAACAACAACAGCGAUGAAUUGUGGGGAAAACGCGUGAAGAAUGAAUUUGACAAUCUCUUUACUCGGGGGACUGCUAGUAAUGGUGGCACCCAAGGUGCUAAAUGCGACAAGGACAAAGACUUAGAUAGUGCAAAUAAAGAAGCAUGCAAACACAUUACAGCUAAAUUAGAAAAUAUAUACACAACCACAGGUGGCAAACACCAAUUAUCUGAUCAAAUUGUACAAUGUCUUUUGUUAAGAGCUUAUGCUGAAAAAUUAAAUGAACGAGCAAAACAAGAAGGGUAUUGUGACAUACAACCCGGUAUAAAAAGGGCAUUCGAGUUUGCAAGCGCCAUUAAAACAACUAAUUGUAGGAAUAAUAAGUCCUGCAUUGUUUGCAACCUAAACGACUAUAACCAACUUGACAGUUGCCCCAUUGGCAAAGAUGCCACUGACAAAGUGAAGUCCAAAGUGGAUGAAUGGUUCAAGAACGAUCAAACGAAGAGCACGAAAAUGCAACAAACCUUGGCUGACUUCAAUAAAGAAAAUACCUUAUGCAAACGUAUACAAUGUGCAUCGAAGUGGUAUGAGAACAAGGGGAGUGGACAGAACAAAUUCUGGAAUGAGCAUGUGAAGAAAUUAUGGGAAGAAUUAGCAGGAGCAAUGACAACAGAUGGCAAAAAGGAAAACCGAGAAUGUGCUAAAGUGCCAGAUACCAAUGGUAUCAAUGGUACUAGUGGUCAAAGAGAAGCAACUCAUUCUGAAAAGACGGCGUGCAAUUAUUUGCAUGCCGGCUUAAGCAAGCUGUACAGCAAAGAUGCGACGUCGGCCGCCGCGCCGGCGGCGGCGACGUCGACGACAGUCGACGACAACAUCUUAAAGAACAACCCAUCGUUUAGACAAACGAUGGGUUGUUUUUUACUUCACGCUUAUGCAAAAAUAAUGAAAGAAAAGGCAAUUUGUAAUAUUGAUAAAGGGAUAACACAGGCAUUUGAGUCAUGGAAUGUAAGUUCUAAUGGUAAUUGCAAUGGCAAGGAACCUUGUGUUCCUUGCCAUUGGAAAGAGACCGACUAUGAGAAUUGCUCCAUUAACACAAGUGGCGCAGGCGCCACUGGCCACAGUGACAAGGUUGAGAACAAAUUGAAGGACAUCGUCCAUGAGAAGGACGGCAAAAUAGUGGCAAUGGCAGCGGAAGUAAACAAAAUAGAGAGUCUAUGCAAACGCUUCCAAUGUAUAUCUGAAAGAUGGUUAAAACAGAAAAACGGAAAAAAGGACAAAUCCUUGACAAAUGAAGACUGGAAGAAAGUGUGGGAAGGCGAUGACGGUGUAAAGAAUGAAUUAAAGGAACUCUCUCAGAAGCUGAAAGGGAAGAAUGACAGCCUUGAUCAAUACUGCAACGGUCUAGACGAUAAAACUGGAAAGGAUGCUUGCCUCCUUAUAGCAGCAGGAUUAAAGAACCUCUACGAAACUACGGGCAACGGUGACCCCAUUGAUGCAUCGUUUAAAAGAACGAUGCAAUGUGUUUUAUUAAAUGCCAUUGCAGAUGAAAUGAAGGAAAAACUUCCGUGUAAAGAGGAAAGGAGUGUACUGGAAGGGAUAAAUAAGGCUUUUGACAAUAGUGGUGAAAUUAAGAAUAAAAGUAGCGGUUGCAAUGAUGUUAAUAAAUGUUUUACGUGUGAGAGGUUCAACGAAUAUAGAAGUUGCCAGAUUAGAGAAAAUAGCAGCACAUUGAAAGUAACGAUGUUAGAAGGCAAAGUAGAUGACGUGCUCAAGAACGGUGCUAAGGAAGAAAUGAAGAAAAUUAAGGAGGUAGCUCUUAAGGAAAUAUGUAAACCUUGUACAAAUAAUGGGGAAACACUAUGUAAUCAACUAGAUUGUAUAAGAAAGAAGUGGGGACAAAUUAGGAACCAGGGGGAUGGAGCCAGCUGGGAUGACAUGAGGAGUGAUUUUGAAAAGGAGUUAAAAGCACUGCUGACAUACAUGAAGGAGGAGACUAAUCAGAACGCCGUUGCCCAUCACUGCAGCGGUCAUACUGCCGCCGGCUGGGAAGCCGGCGCUGCAAAAGAAGCUAAUGAAACUGCUUGCAAGCUCAUUGCAGCGGGGCUGCAACAUAUAUCUAAAAUUCAGCAUGAAUAUAAUGAGAGCGGUACGAAACCUGAGGAAAAUAAAAACCCUUACGAUAAUCAAGAGUUUAAACAAUUAGUUUCUUGUUUAAUGUUAAAAGCCGUCGUACAAAAAAUGAAAGAAGACAGCAAAAUUUGUGACAUACAACCGGGAAUAGACGCCGCUUUUAAAGCGGCAUCCCAAAUUAAAAACGACCAUUGCACGAAUGAUAAACCAUGUAUCGUCUGCGAAAUAGGCCAGGACGAUAAGGACAAACUUGACGGGUGCACAAUUGGCAGUAGCUCAAAGGACAAAGUAAAGGACAAAUUGAAUGACUUGCUGAACAGUAUGACAAAUAAGCCCAACGUCGAUUCCACCCUCAAGGAAGUACUUAAAACAGACCAACCCAACGGGGUACCCCUCUGUAGUCGUCUCGAAUGUUUAGCAUCUCGAGACAACUUUUGGAAGGAGGAUGGCGGCGAAGUCGCCAACUUAUGGAAAGAAUUGUCACAAGCAAUAAUAGAGGAAGGCAAAAACGGGAGCGGAACUGAAUGUGGGACGAUGGAAGAUGGCAUCAAUGUUACUAGGGAUGCCACCGAACCUGAGAAGAAGGCAUGCCAAUAUCUUACAGCAGGUUUCAACAAACUCAAGCAGAGUUCACAUUCCAACGACAGUAGCUACACCAUUCUUACCAACCCACUGUUAAGACAAACAGUGGGUUGUUUCCUUCUUAAAGAAUAUGCAAAAAAAAUGCAAAAUCAAUCCAAAUGUGUUAUCACUUCCGGUUUAAAGAAAGCUUUUGAUUCAUGGAAUCCAACUUCUAAUGUUAAUUGCACGAACGGUAGUUCGUGCAUUGAAUGUGAAUGGGAUGAUAACGAAUAUGACAAGUGCCAAAUUACCACAAAUGACAAAACUGAGAUUGCAAAAACCAAAGUUCAAGGCAUGGUGGAGGGUGGCACAACUCUAACUACCACCAUGAAGGACAUAAACACAACCGAGUCCUUAUGUCAACAACUUCAAUGCGCCGGACCCAAAUGGUUCAAAAACAACCAAGAGAAAAAUGGUGGUGGUACCCCUACUAACAAGACUUGGUGUGACUUUUGGGAUACGGCUGUAAAAAACGAACUGAAGACGAUGUUCGACAACAUCGCACAGAAUGGACAGAACAACAAGGAUUUUGCAUGUAAAGAUUUUGGUGAUGGUAAUGAAAAUAGUGUUGAAAGAAAAGCUUGUAAUCAUAUCGCGGCGGGACUAAAACAUAUUUUUGAGGUUCAAGGUGGCGCCAACGGCGGCACCCCGAAUUCAACUUUUCAGGCUGAUGAUAAGUUCUUUAAACAAACUAUGAUGUGCGCAGCACUUAAUCUUUACGCAACUAAAAUAAGGGACGCAACGGAGAAUAUUUGUCCAAUUGAUGAGGAAAAAAUAAAUGAAAUGUUCACUAAAUGGAAUGCGAACCAUAAUUCUUUGUCUUCGACUUCGCCUCCAUGUAAUGGAGGUGGUAGUACUAAUGUUUGUUUUAAAUGCACAAGACAACCAAAUUUUAAUGGUUGCAAACUAAGUGUUGACACCACUUUGGUGGAUGAAACAAAUGGAAGUUGCUCUUUUAACGAAGACAAAAAGGACGUCCAAACUCAAAUGAAAGAACUCCUCAACAACGAAGACCAAUCCAACACCAACUCCAUUAAAUCCAAAAUAAAUUCCACCUUAACUACUAUCACUGAAAUGACCUCUUCUUUCUGUACUCAACUCCAAUGCGCAGCAAAGAAAUGGAAAUCGUCCAAAAAUGGCAAAAAUGGCCCAAUUGGAACACCAUCAUGGGUUGAAAUGAAGUCUGAAAUUGAUGAGGAAUUAAAGAAACUUCUAGGACAUAUGUUGCAGGCAGAUAAACAGAAAGAAGUUGAACAAUACUGCAAGAAUGACACUGAAUGGAAUGCAAUUGGCCAUAAGCAAGGCAAAACAAAUAAAGCAGCUUGUUUACUUUUUGCUUCAGGAUUGCAGCACAUUUAUACUCAUGAUAAUGGCCGUGCUAACGGCCGUGUUAACGGCCCAUCGUUUGGACAAACGAUGGGUUGUUUAUUUCUUAAAGAAUAUGCAAAACAAUUGCAAAAAAUGGCAAAUGAGAAAAAACAAGGACAUAGUUGGGUACAUCCCAAAUGUGACAUAAAGGAGGGGAUUGAUCACGCUUUUGGUAAAAGUAAAGACAUUAUGAAGAGUGUAUUACCUCAAUGCAGCAAAGAUACUAAUGGUAAUAAUUCUUGUUUUGUGUGCACACAAAACAACGAUUAUGGAACUUGCAAAAUUGGCAUUGACAGUGUAAAGGACAAUGUGGAACCACUGCUCAAAAAGAAGAGCGACUUAAUGGAAAAAACAUUAGAGAAUACAGUCUGUCCCAUCCUUCUUACGGAUCUCCUUACCCCUUUUCUUCCUUUGGCUCCUGUCUCUAUUGGUCUUUCUGCUAUGGCUUAUUACCUUUGGAAGUAUUUUGGUCCUCUUGGUAAAGGAGGACCACGUUUCAGAAGAUCUCCUGAAAUUCCUGGUUCAUCGGUACAGGAACAAGUCCUCGAUCAUGCGCAGCAAGAUAGUUCACAUGAAUAUCGAUUAGUGAAAGAACGAAAACCUCGUUCUGCUCCAACAAGAACAAAACGUUCUGGUGGUGUGAAUCGUCGCACGAUUAUUGAAAUUCAUUUUGAAGUGUUGGAUGAAUGUCAAAAAGGCGACACACAAUUGAACCAGAAGGAUUUUCUGGAACUUUUGGUUCAAGAGUUCAUGGGAUCCGAAUUUAUGGAAGAAGAACAGGUUCCUAAGGAAGAAGUUCUUAUGGAAGAUGUUCCUAUGGAAAAUGUUCCAAUGGAAGGUGUUCCAAGUUUAGCUUCCGGGUUUAUGGUUUAG
Messenger RNA from Plasmodium knowlesi strain H, 6003 nucleotides. RefSeq names its product SICAvar, type I. The transcript has 12 exons. The record is from RefSeq and is a predicted model, not a curated record. NCBI's taxonomy places the organism in Eukaryota, Apicomplexa, Aconoidasida, Haemosporida, Plasmodiidae. Bases 1 to 6003 code for a protein of 2000 amino acids.